Messenger RNA from Bombus terrestris (buff-tailed bumblebee), 1899 nucleotides. RefSeq names its product glycerol kinase. Gene Ontology annotation, cellular component: mitochondrion. The transcript has 10 exons. The record is from RefSeq and is a predicted model, not a curated record. Bases 59 to 1717 code for a protein of 552 amino acids. Gene Ontology annotation, molecular function: glycerol kinase activity. Gene Ontology annotation, biological process: glycerol-3-phosphate biosynthetic process; glycerol metabolic process; triglyceride metabolic process. Lineage: Eukaryota; Metazoa; Arthropoda; Insecta; Hymenoptera; Apidae.
UAGCGAAUAAACAAAAACCUGUGAUUACUAAUAAACCGUUCGAGCAGUCUUUUAUGAGAUGAACAAAAAUGAGUCGACAAGUAGAUAUGGACCCCUCGUCGGUGCAAUCGAUGAAGGGACAAGUAGUGCUAGAUUUUUGGUUUUUGCUGCGGAUACUGCCGAAGUAUUAACAUAUCAUCAGGUUUCGAUAUCACAAUCAUGUCCAAAAGAAGGAUGGGUCGAACAAGAUCCUGCAGAAAUAUUACAAGCAGUCAGGGAAUGUCUUAAUCAGACUAUAUUUAAUUUGAGGCAACUUACCAUUGAUCCUAGUGAUAUAGUUGCAGUUGGUAUAACAAACCAAAGAGAAACUACAGUUGUAUGGGACUCUAUUACUGGAGAACCAUUAUACAAUGCUAUUGUAUGGAUGGAUAUGAGAACAACUUCGAUCGUGGAUGACAUAUUGAAAAAGAUACGUAAUCAAAAUAAAAAUUAUUUGAAACCACUUUGUGGCUUACCGAUUAGUCCAUAUUUCAGUGCUUUGAAAUUAAAAUGGUUACUAGAAAAUGUGCCUCGUGUUCGUGAGGCUCUAGAUCAAAAACGUUGUCUGUUUGGUACAAUUGAUUCUUGGUUAAUUUGGAACUUAACUGGAGGGACAAGUUUUGGUGUCCACGCCACUGAUGUUACAAAUGCUUCGAGGACAAUGCUAAUGAAUAUUACAACUUUAAAAUGGGAUCCAACAUUGUUAUCAUUUUUUAAUAUACCUCCAGAAAUUUUACCUGAAAUCCGUAGUUCGUCAGAAAUAUAUGGAUAUAUACAAGAUGAUAUUUUAUCUGGAGUACCAAUAUCAGGAUGUUUAGGUGAUCAGCAGUCAGCGUUGGUAGGUCAAAUGUGUUUACAAAAAGGACACGCAAAAAGCACUUAUGGCACAGGUUGUUUUCUCUUAUACAACACUGGAACUGCUAUUGUAGAUUCGUCUCAUGGAUUAUUGACAACAGUCGCCUAUCAGUUAGGACCACAAGCAACACCGGUAUAUGCUCUUGAGGGAUCAGUAGCUAUAGCUGGUGCUGUUAUUCAAUGGCUGAAAGAUAACCUUGGUAUACUGUCUGAUGUGAAAGAGUCUGAAUCUCUUGUUGAACAAAUUCCUACUGAUAAUCGCGUUACAUUUGUGCCUGCAUUUGCUGGAUUAUAUGCUCCAUAUUGGAGGAAAGAUGCAAGAAGUGUUAUAUGUGGGAUUACUGAAGACACUAAUAGCACACAUAUUAUAAAGGCAGCUUUGCAAGCCAUUUGUUUUCAGACAAGAGACAUUUUAGAAGCUAUGAAAGAGGACACAGGUUUAAUUUUAUCUAAAUUGUUGGUAGAUGGUGCUAUGACUACCAAUAAUUUGUUAAUGCAAAUGCAAGCAGACAUUUGUGGAAUUCCAGUUGUGAGGCCUUUAAUGUGUGAAACUACUGCACUUGGAGUUGCAAUUGCUGCAGGAAAUGCAGAUGGUAUACGUAAAUGGGAUGUGAAAAUAGACGCCGCUGUACCAAGCGACACCUUUCUACCUUCGAUAACUGAGAAUGAACGAGAUAUAUUAUAUUCUCAAUGGAAAAUGGCUAUCGAUCGUAGCUUAGGUUGGGAACCAGUAACUGAUACCAACGACGAUACAAAGAAUAUCCACAAAGCAACUGCUCCUGGUAUUUUUGUGAUAAGUACGAUACUUUUGCUUAUGAUUGCCAAGUAUCAUUCUAUGUUAUGACUGAAUGAGUACAGUACUAUGUACUGUAUUUGUCUCAGAUUAUGCAUUUAGGCAGGUCCUGUUUGCUAAUAAAUAUUUGGACUCUUAUUUGAUAUUAACUAUACUGGUCAUAUUAAACCUUGUAAGUAUGAAGAAUGAACUAAAGAACAAAUACAAAUAAAAGUGCCAUAAUAUUGUGAUAA